GGGGGGGCUGGUAUGAUCUUGCUAUUUGGCACCACACGAUCAAAACACCUCAGAAAGAUCAGUCUUUCAACACCUCAGAUCUCCGUCGUUGCGCAGCCUGGCUCCUAGCGCGGGUGGCCAGGACGGCAUAUGCCUGAUGGACGCACAGGAGCUCGACGCCGAGCUCUCCGAGCCCUCCGCCUCGUCCGCUGGCGUGGCACCGGGCUCUUGGCGAACGAAAGGCGGCGGGAAGACCGAAGAAGAGGAGCUGAGCUCCGUGCCAUUUCCUCGGUUCCUCCGGUCUCGACCCGCCAGGGACGAGGACCGAGUUUCGGCGGAGCUCGUGAACCCUGGAAGCAUUUGGCAUCCAGAGCUUUGUGCGCGAGCAUGCAUUUACUUCCAUAGCGGUCGCUGCGACUAUGGUAGCUCAUGUCUUUUCUGCCAUCAUUAUCACGACAAGCGGGCCAUCCACCUGGACAAGCGUAACCGGCAGAUCCUCAAGGACUUGUCCGGCGAAGAACUACUGACCAUCGUUUUGCCAGAGGUCCGAAAGAAACUGGUGGAUUUGUCUGAACGGGAUCCUCGACUGUGGACAGCCGUAGAGCCUCUUCUGGAGGAAGGAUCCCGGCAACCGAGCAUGGCCGAUAGUCGCUUUCGAGCAGCCUUUCGUAGCAUGAUGGUCAGGCAGCAACUCCACGUGGUGUUGCAAAAGUUGCAAAAUGAUGGCAGCGCUGAAUGCCAACGGGUUAAGAAUCUGACCGCGGCAAUCGAGCGGGAGCGCUUGCAAUCAUCCAAGUCAAGCGGAGACCGGGGGCCUGUCCGUUAACCUGGGCCCAUCCUGUUUCGAAGUUCCCUCGGGCUCAGGACGGAAAAGAACAUCAAAGUCGUGGUGAACUGGUU
Messenger RNA from Durusdinium trenchii, 879 nucleotides. NCBI's taxonomy places the organism in Eukaryota, Dinophyceae, Suessiales, Symbiodiniaceae. The record is from the annotation of a GenBank genome assembly.